Aspergillus pseudonomiae is the source of this 384-nucleotide messenger RNA. RefSeq lists its product as uncharacterized. NCBI's taxonomy places the organism in Eukaryota, Fungi, Ascomycota, Eurotiomycetes, Eurotiales, Aspergillaceae. The coding region runs from base 1 to 384 and encodes 127 amino acids. The record is from RefSeq and is a predicted model, not a curated record. The transcript has a single exon.
AUGGAUCAUCAACGCCAUUAUCUCUACUCAAUCGCCGAGGAGAUUACACCGCAGGAUCAUGAGAUUCUCCUCCACGGUGGUACAUCUUCCAAUAUUGAACGACUUCCCUCGCGCCUCCAAAUCAAAAAGACGCAACCUCCGAGGAGUAUGAAGAAGCAGAUUGAGGAUCUGGCUUAUGAAGUCAGUUACCUGAAGGCUGAGUUAGCAUGGCAUGCGGAGUCAAAACGCGCACUGCUUCAGCUCCAGGAGCAAAUGUACCACUUAUUCUACAAGAUGGAAGACGCUUUAGUGAAAGUCAACACUCGCCUUCAGGAGGCCGAACAGCGUUACUUGAGUCUUUGGGGUAUCAAGGGACGCGUGGGGUCAGAAGAGGAGAUGAUAUGA